CGUCAGUAAGUCAAGCAUGUUCCAAUAACGGGCUGUAUUAUCUGCUGCUAUUUGCAGUUUGCCGUAGCCAGGCACCAGACUGAGCUCGAGUAAAAAAGCUGCACAGGCUGCUCUUUACUUUUCCUCUGUGAUGGAAACGCUCUCAAAUGGACUGAAAUCUGGAUGGCAAAAGGAGGAGUCUAACUCUUGUCUGCGGCUUUGCUCUCUCCAUGCAAAACACAAGAGAUUCAUGUGAGCCUUCACUACAAGAGGGCAGAGGAUGGAGGCAGGUUUAAAGAACAGCACAUGCACAAUGAAAAGAUUUUGUGUGAGGUUGUUUGGAGUCAUUCUGUUGCUUGCAACUGAUCUGAGCUGGCUGAGCUUGAGAGAGCAGGCUGUGGCCAGUGCCCAGAAUAAUGAGAGAAGGGUGCUGGCGCAUCUCCCAGGGGACAUUAUCAUUGGAGCUCUGUUCUCUGUCCACCACCAACCACCUGCAGACAAGGUGCAUGAGCGAAAGUGCGGUGCAGUGCGUGAGCAGUAUGGGAUCCAGAGAGUGGAGGCCAUGAUGCACACUCUGGACAGGAUUAAUGCAGACCCCAAUAUCCUUCCCAAUAUUUCUUUGGGCUGUGAGAUAAGGGACUCGUGCUGGCACUCAGCGGUGGCUCUGGAGCAGAGCAUUGAGUUUAUCCGGGACACACUAGUGUCCAGCGACGAGGAGGAGAGCCAGGCCAGAUGCACAGUAGAAGGAGGGAGCGUACUCCUGCAGGGAAAGAAGCCCAUCGUGGGACUCAUCGGACCAGGAUCCAGCUCCGUGGCUAUCCAGGUGCAGAAUCUCCUGCAGCUCUUCAAUAUCCCACAGAUUGCAUACUCAGCCACCAGCAUGGAUCUCAGCGACAAGAGUCUGUAUAAAUACUUUAUGAGAGUGGUGCCAUCAGAUAUGCAACAAGCCAGAGCCAUGGUGGACAUUGUCAAGAGGUACAGCUGGAGCUAUGUGUCUGCAAUACACACAGAGGGUAACUAUGGUGAGAGCGGUAUGGAGGCAUUCAAAGACAUGGCAGCAAAAGAGGGGAUCUGCAUUGCCCACUCUGACAAAAUAUACAGUAAUGCAGGGGAACAGAACUUUGACAAACUGCUGCAAAAGCUCAUGGCCCAUCUACCCAAAGCCAGAGUGGUGGCCUGCUUCUGCGAGGGCAUGACAGUCCGAGGCAUUCUGAUGGCCAUGAGACGAAAGCGCCUGGUGGGGGAGCUGCUGCUGGUGGGAAGUGAUGGCUGGGCAGACAGGUAUGAUGUCACUGAUGGCUAUCAAAUGGAGGCUGCCGGUGGGAUCACCAUCAAGCUAAAGUCAGCACAUGUGAACUGGUUUGAUGAUUAUUAUCUGAACUUGAAGCCUGAUUCCAACCUGAGGAACCCCUGGUUUCCUGAAUUCUGGCAGCACCGUUUCCAGUGUCGCCUGAGAGGGCAUCCACAGGAGAGCCCAAAGUACAACCGCACUUGCAGCUGGAGAGAAUCUCUACGACACCAGUAUGCCCAAGAUACAAAAAUGGGUUUUGUCAUAAAUGCCAUUUACUCAAUGGCUUAUGGUCUGCAUGCCAUGCAGCAAACUCUCUGUCCAGGAUAUAAAGGUUUGUGUGAAAACAUGCGACCCAUAGAUGGCCGCAAGCUGCUGGAUUACCUAAUGAGAACCAACUUUACUGGUGUAUCUGGAGAGAUCAUCCACUUUGACCAGAAUGGAGACUCCCCUGGCAGGUAUGAAAUCAUGAACUUCAAGCAGAUCGGAGUGGGUCAGUACGCUUACAUCCACGUGGGAAGUUGGGAUCAGGGGGGUCUGAAGAUGAAUGAUGAGGAAAUAUGGAGCAACAGCAGUGAAAUCAUCCAAUCAGUCUGCUCUGAGCCCUGCCAAAAGGCUCAGAUCAAGGUGAUCCGUAAAGGAGAAGUCAGCUGCUGUUGGACUUGUACUCCCUGCAAGGAGAACGAAUUCGUCUUUGAUGAGUACACUUGUCGAGCCUGUAUCCUGGGCUCCUGGCCUACAGACGACCUUACUGGUUGUGCACCAAUUCCGGUCCAGUAUGUGCGAUGGGGGGAUCCAGAGCCAAUUGCAGCUGUAGUCUUUGCCUGUCUGGGACUCAUGGCUACUCUUUUUGUCACUUCUGUCUUCAUCAAGUUUUGGGACACUCCUGUGGUGAAGUCAUCUAGUCGGGAGCUUUGCUACAUAAUUCUUGCCGGAAUAUGUCUGGGCUACCUGUGCACCUUUAGCCUAAUUGCCAAGCCACACAUUGUCUACUGCUACUUACAGCGGCUGGGGAUCGGCCUGUCCCCUGCCAUGAGCUACUCAGCCUUAGUUACCAAGACCAACCGCAUAGCACGCAUCCUGGCAGGGAGCAAGAAGAAGAUCUGCACCAAGAAACCGCGUUUUAUGUCCGCCUGCGCACAAUUGGUCAUCGCCUUCCUACUCAUACUGCUGCAGCUGGGGAUUAUUGUGGCACUUCUUAUCAUAGAGCCACCAGAGGUGAUCUAUGAUUACCCCAGUAUCCGUGAGGUGCAUUUGAUCUGCAAUUUGACCACUUUGGGAGUGGUGGCGCCACUGGGUUACAAUGGCCUGCUUAUACUCAGCUGCACCUUUUAUGCCUUCAAGACUCGCAACGUGCCAGCUAAUUUCAACGAGGCCAAGUACAUUGCCUUUACCAUGUACACCACCUGUAUUAUCUGGCUGGCCUUUGUGCCCAUUUACUUCGGCUCUAAUUACAAGAUCAUAACUAUGUGCUUUAGCGUGAGCCUCAGUGCCACAGUGGCUCUCUGCUGCAUGUUUGUCCCUAAAGUGUACAUCAUGCUCGCCAAGCCUGAGAAGAAUGUGCGCAGCGCGUUCACCACUUCCACCGUGGUGCGGAUGCACGUUGGCGAUGCCAAGAAAGCUGCCAAGGCUGGCAAGUCAUCCAGCAGCAUGGCCAACCUGUUUCGACGUGGUGGAUCAACACAGGAUAACAUAAGUUCCAAUGGAAAAUCUUGGGGACAGACUGAACGGAGCUCCAGACCAAACUUGUGGAAGAGGAUGUCGUUCCACGUUAAGAAAAAAGACCCGGUCGAGGUGAAUCAGACUGCCAUCAUCAAGCCAUUUUCUAAAGGAGACACAACUGGGGAAAACAGUGUAACAGAGCAGUACGAAGGGCCACAGCUGUCUCAAUCUUUUACCUGCUCACCCUCUCAGUCACCUCUGCCCACCAUCAGUCCACGUGCAGCUAAAGCAAGAGGUCACCAAUCAGAUGACAGAGGUGAGGAGGUGCAGGUUUUACCAUCCUAUGCACCCGAUUUCUCUUCUGGGGUCAGGCGGAGAGGUGGGGACAACGGCCAGAUUGCUGCGAUUGUAGAAGGUGGGGACAUCAGCAUCAUUAGCGUGGGUGAAAUCGGCCAAACUCAGGGUACCACCAUCAUGGACCAGAUCAGCUGCGUUGUCAAUCGUUUCACCGCCAACAUCAGCGAGCUGAACACCAUGAUGCUGCCAGGAGGACCCGUCCUCCCGCCUUCCACCGCGGUACCGCCCGUUGCCUCAGAUAACUCCCCGUGUCCGUCCCAGUACUUCAACAGGCAGACGCCUUCUACCAUCACCACAUACGCCGAAGUGACUGCCGUCUCCAACUGCUGCGACAAUCGGCCGAAGAUUUACGAGCAACUGGCUGGGACUUGCACGGGCGGCAGACGGGCAAAGAAUCCGGAGGAGCUGAUGGCUCUGACGCCUCCGUCCCCAUUCAGGGAUUUCUCCCUGAGCUCCGACGAGAGCUCGCCUCCCUCGCUGUCCCCGGCUUCUGAGGCCGAAUGUGACCAGCUGCUGCUGAGACACUACCAGAGCUCCUCCUCUCUUUAGACCUCCUCUCUGCGUUUUGCUUUUGUCCGGAGUAUUUUUAUCUCCGUAAAGACAGCCAUUUUUGCCAGGACCAAACUUUUCAAUGCCUUUCUACAUGUGGAUAUUGUGGAUAAUCAGUUGGUUUUUGUAAAGUUUUCAGAUGGGACUGAAUACGCUUCAAAUGUCAGUUGGGGCUAGGAUGUAGAAAAGAAUACCGCUUAUACAGGUAAAACGAUUUCUUAAAGCAGUUCCAGUCAAACAUUUAUAAUCACUAAUAAGACACAAAUGUCACAUAUUUGGGAAUUUGAAUCAUUAAUUUGAACUAUUUCUUUACAGUAGCUGGCAUAUUGUUUUAAUAAGAUAACAUGCGAUUUUGUAAAACUAGAAACUUUCAAUUUGUUAUUUUUGUUUAUUUUUUUUCAUUUACACUGGAUCAAAAUUAUAUGCAGGAUAUUUACAUUAGAUUUUGCUUACAUCCCCCAGUUAAUAGCAAUAAUGCAUCGAAUUGCUGCUGUGGACUGUGACACUAAUGUUCCAGCAUCUUGCAAUUUACAAUCUUCUUGAAUCUUGAUGGUUCUUCUGUUGUUCCAAGAGUUUGGGUUAGAUGGCUUUAACUUUGGCAAAAUGUGUGUUCUCACAGGAAAAUCAUCAUAAGCAGAUGUCACAACUGGUUUUGUAACAGAUACAAAUAGGCAUGUGUGCACUGUGAAGAUGCAUAUAUAAUUUUUACAGUGCAGACCACACUACACAACUCUACAAGAAGUUUUAAUUGCUGCACCCAGUGGUUGUUUUUACAGAAUAGUUACCGUUAUAUGGAAUACUGUUAUUCCAUCCUGGGAAAAGAAGGAUGGAAAUACAUGAAUAAAAGCCAAAAAUGUACAUGACAUUUAUGCCAAUGAUGACUAUAUCUAAACUUUUGACAGGAACCACACAAUCACAAAACCUUAAAUAUUAAAUAACAUAAAAUGUAUUAAAUAAACAAACAAAAACAAACCCAGAACUGAACUUAGUGAUAAUUUUAAUGCGCUGAAAGCCAAGGGCAUUUAAAGAUUUUCUACGGCUUUGUCCUAAACAUGUUUCCAACUCCAAAGAAAACACAGAUGUUAAGCUGAAGACUAUUUUAUUUAUAAGCUUUUAAAUCACAUCUUUCUUUAUUCAAGUAUUCUUUUUAAGUAUUUCAGAAAAUUAAUUUAAAAUUACACAUGGAUCUCAUCUAAAUCAGUGCGUGUAUUGAAUUGUUGUAUUUCAGUUGUAUAUUUUUAGCUAUUUACGAUCACUGAAAGGAUGACUUGUUUUUUUUUUUAUCUUGUUGAGGAGUUUAUGUAUAAUGAUGUUUUGUUUUUAUUUACCUACAAACCUCAGAAAAAAAUUAAGUUUAAGAUCAGAAAUGACAUUUUUUUUACUGACUCACUUACUCAUUGGCAACCCUUACAGACAAAAAAAAAAGCAUACAAAAACUGCAAAUAUUGCAUUUUGUUGUGCAUUCUCAUCCUCCUUUCAGCAAAUCCUCCUCUUCUGAGUGGAAAGAAGCUGUUUGCAUCUCCAGGAAAUACAAGCUACUGUCUCAGUGAACACAAUCAUCAGGAAUGUAACCCACAAAGAGCUUAAAGACACCUUGGAUGUUUUCUUCUGUCGUUCUUUAUCAACAUGACUUAGCUGAAUGUAUGAUGAGGUAGGAUUUGUAAGAAGACCAAAACUAUUUUCCAUCUCAGGAUGCAUCUGAAAUAAAUUGUUUCUGACUGCAACUCUUUCCUCCUGGAUUAGUGAAGUUGCUGGUUUCCACUUUGCAUGAUCACUCUCUUUAAAUGCAUUAACUUUAAAUAUCUUGGAAUUAGAAUUUUAUGGUUAUUAGAUACAGUAGCAAAGCCGUUAUAUAAGUAGUGAGCUUGAUUGUUUUAAGGUUUAGUUUGAGCAAGAGAGAAGCAAACAGUGUUGAAAAUGUGUUGGAUUUUCUCGCCUUGCUGUGCCAGUCUCCUGCUGUGGAUUGAGUUUUGUUUCUUUAAAAUAGGUCACAAAAUUUACAUUUCUUUUGCCUGGUUCUUUCAGCUCACACAGUACUCUGUUUUGUUAUGUUCUUUUUUUUUUCUGAAUAUUUGAAGUUCUAGAUGAAUGUUUGUAUUCACAGACUCACAGCUUUUUAGCCUGUGAGACAAAACUGAUAUUUAUGUUGCAGCUAUCCUUUAUGUGUUUAUCUAUUUCUUUAUUUAAAGUUUGGCUUCAGUCCCUUAUCUCUCUGUUAACAUUUACACAGGCGAUGAUGUGUUUAUAUUCAGUAUUUAUUUAUUUAUUUUUUAUUGAGUCAUAAUCUAAGUAUACUCCUGGAAAGUUACCAUAUUUGCAUGUACCUUUGUACAUUUUGCAGACUAAAAUGUGUGUUUGUGUUUGUAACUUAUUGAAGAUAGCCUGUAUUUUUCUUUUAUAAAUUUCUGACAGACUUUUACUGCAUUAAAGGAAUCCACCUAAAUUUA
Poecilia latipinna (sailfin molly) is the source of this 6282-nucleotide messenger RNA. RefSeq names its product metabotropic glutamate receptor 5-like. Gene Ontology annotation, molecular function: G protein-coupled receptor activity. Gene Ontology annotation, cellular component: membrane. The transcript has 18 exons. The record is from RefSeq and is a predicted model, not a curated record. Gene Ontology annotation, biological process: G protein-coupled receptor signaling pathway. NCBI's taxonomy places the organism in Eukaryota, Metazoa, Chordata, Actinopteri, Cyprinodontiformes, Poeciliidae. The coding region runs from base 260 to 3835 and encodes 1191 amino acids.